Zonotrichia albicollis (white-throated sparrow) is the source of this 1388-nucleotide messenger RNA. Lineage: Eukaryota; Metazoa; Chordata; Aves; Passeriformes; Passerellidae. The record is from RefSeq and is a predicted model, not a curated record.
GCCAGAGGCAGGAGGAGCCGUAGCGGGCUCGGGCAGGCUGCGCCAGGAGGGGACGCGGCCAGAUGGGCUGGGAACCCCCCCUGCAGGGAGCCUCUCUCCCGCUGGGCUUGGCAGCAGGAUGGACAGAUCCUCCCCAGGAAUCCCUUCAUUGCCAUUGACUCCCUGAUUUCUAGAACCUUCUCCUCUCUCCCCAGGGCCAGAGGGAGGAUGACAUCGGGGCUCCUCUGAGCCAGCAGCGCCCAGGCAGAGCCAUGGAGUACGAGCUGCCCAACGCCACCGCCUUCUGGUUCUCCCCGGCCUCCCCCUUGGACAACUUCUCCCUGGAGGCGCCCGCCAACGCCUCCCAGAACGGCACGGGCCAGCACUUCGACCUGACCAGCAACGCCAUCCUCACCUUCAUCUACUUCGUGGUGUGCAUCGUGGGGCUGUGCGGCAACACGCUGGUCAUCUACGUCAUCCUGCGCUACGCCAAGAUGAAAACCAUCACCAACAUCUACAUCCUCAACCUGGCCAUCGCCGACGAGCUCUUCAUGCUGGGCCUGCCCUUCCUGGCCAUGCAGGUGGCCCUGGUGCACUGGCCCUUCGGCAAAGCCCUCUGCAGGAUCGUCAUGACCGUGGACGGCAUCAACCAGUUCACCAGCAUCUUCUGCCUGACGGUGAUGAGCGUCGACCGCUACCUGGCCGUGGUGCAUCCCAUCAAAUCCGCCAAGUGGAGGCGGCCCAGGACAGCCAAAAUGAUCAACGUGGCCGUCUGGGGCGUCUCCCUGCUGGUGAUCAUGCCCAUCAUGAUUUACGCCGGCGUGCAGCACAACCACGGCAGGAGUAGCUGCACCAUCAUCUGGCCGGGAGAGUCGGGCGCCUGGUACACGGGGUUCAUCAUCUACGCCUUCAUCCUGGGCUUCCUGGUGCCUCUCACCAUCAUCUGCCUUUGCUACCUGUUCAUCAUCAUCAAAGUCAAGUCCUCGGGCAUCAGGGUGGGCUCGUCCAAGAGGAAAAAGUCCGAGAAGAAAGUCACCAGGAUGGUGUCCAUCGUGGUGGCCGUCUUCAUCUUCUGCUGGCUCCCCUUCUACAUCUUCAACGUCUCCUCCGUGUCCGUCAUGAUCGUGCCCACGCCCGUCCUCAAGGGCAUGUUCGACUUCGUGGUGGUGCUGAGCUACGCCAACAGCUGUGCCAACCCCAUCCUCUACGCCUUCCUCUCCGACAACUUCAAGAAGAGCUUUCAGAACGUGCUGUGCCUGGUCAAGGUCAGCGGCAUGGACGAGGCCGACCGCAGCGACAGCAAGCAGGACAAGUCCCGCCUCAACGAGACCACGGAGACGCAGAGGACCCUGCUCAACGGCGACCUGCAGACGAGCAUCUGAGCGAGGGAUGGCGGGGUUUGUCCUGCC